UUCUUCUCCUUUCAGAUCACCAUGAUGUCGCGAACCAUCGCGUUACUGGCCACAGUAGCCCUUAUGGCAGGCUUGGUAGCCUCCCAGGAUACGCUGGAUGACUUAUAUUUGUCGCUGUACAAUUUGACUGAGAAUAAAAAUACCGUAACAGAACCAACUGCUGCCGUGGCACCAGCGCCGGUUGCCCCACCGGUACCCCCGGUACAGGCUGAACAACGCUACACAUGCACCGGCGAGUGUGUGCAGUAUUACCUUUGCAGCGACAACAAGAUCAUUACGGACGGUGCCGGCAUUAUCGAUAUUCGUGUUGGUGAAGAUGCUACGGAGGAGUACGAGUGUCCUCACUUCCUGAACACUUGUUGCGAGAAGGAUGCGGUGCUGAUUGAACCACCACCAACUGCAACCAAGGCACCACCAACGACGAACAAUGGUGGACAGGAACCGCGCCGACCAACUUGCGGUUUCCGCAAUGUCGAUGGAUUGGGUUUCCGCAUUACCGGUAACAAGAACGGUGAAUCAGAGUACGGCGAGUUCCCGUGGAUGUUGGCUGUAUUGCGCGAGGAACGCGUCGCUGACAACAAUCUGAACGUGUACGAGUGUGGUGCUUCGCUGAUCGCCCCGAACGUCGUACUGACGGCGGCUCACUGCGUGUUCAACAAGCAAAAGGAACAGCUGUUGAUUCGUGCCGGCGAAUGGGAUACACAGACACGCGAUGAACUGUACCAGCAUCAGGACAGACGUGUGGCUGAAGUCAUCACACACGAAGCGUUCAACAAAGGUUCGCUGGCGAACGACGUGGCCCUGCUCAUCCUGAACGAACCCUUCCUGCCGGCGGAGAACGUACAGCCGAUCUGUCUCCCACCGAAGGGUACUUCGUUCGAUCGUAGCAAGUGUUUUGCAUCCGGCUGGGGCAAGAACGUCUUCGGCAAGGAGGGCAAGUACCAGGUGAUUCUGAAGAAGGUUGAGCUUCCGGUUGUGCCGCACGGCGAUUGCCAACAGUCUCUGCGUACCACUCGACUUGGCAAGCGGUUCAUACUUCAUCAGAGUUUCCUGUGUGCUGGAGGUGUUGCCGGACAGGAUACGUGCCGCGGUGACGGUGGUUCUCCGCUCGUCUGUCCAAUUCCCGGCUCGUCGACGCACUACUACCAGGCCGGUAUUGUUGCGUGGGGUAUUGGAUGUGGUGAAAAUGGUAUCCCCGGUGUGUACGGCAAUGUGGCCUUCUUCCGCGACUGGAUCGAUCAGCAGUUGGUGCAGCGUAGUAUUUUGGCUCGGGACUACGUCUACACACCGUAAGCGUACAUAGCCGACUCUGAGAAAA
Anopheles maculipalpis is the source of this 1318-nucleotide messenger RNA. RefSeq names its product phenoloxidase-activating factor 2-like. Gene Ontology annotation, biological process: proteolysis. Gene Ontology annotation, molecular function: serine-type endopeptidase activity. The transcript is spliced from 2 exons. NCBI's taxonomy places the organism in Eukaryota, Metazoa, Arthropoda, Insecta, Diptera, Culicidae. The coding region runs from base 22 to 1293 and encodes 423 amino acids. The record is from RefSeq and is a predicted model, not a curated record.